Monodelphis domestica (gray short-tailed opossum) is the source of this 2708-nucleotide messenger RNA. RefSeq lists its product as uncharacterized. The record is from RefSeq and is a predicted model, not a curated record. Lineage: Eukaryota; Metazoa; Chordata; Mammalia; Didelphimorphia; Didelphidae. Gene Ontology annotation, biological process: regulation of transcription by RNA polymerase II. Gene Ontology annotation, molecular function: DNA-binding transcription factor activity, RNA polymerase II-specific; RNA polymerase II transcription regulatory region sequence-specific DNA binding. Gene Ontology annotation, cellular component: nucleus.
GACCGCCUCCCCGCAGCCAGACUCUAUUUCCCAGAAUGCAACCGAAGACUCUUAUUUUUGAAAAACCUAGCGUGACCGCCCCGUUCCCCUAGCUCAAUGCAUUGUGGGAGUGGUCCUUUUGGAUCUCGGAGUGCUGGGGCCCCACAGUCUGUCAGGAAUCCCUGAUGUUCAAGGAUGUGGCUGUGGACUUCACUCCGGAAGAGUGGAGACAUCUGGAUCCUACACAGAGGACCCUGUUCAGGGAUGUGAUGUUGGAGAAUUAUGAGAACUUGGUCUCCUUGGGGCUUCCUGUUUCCAAACUGGAUGUGAUCUCCCUGUUGGAGAGAGGAGAAGCACCCUGGAGGCCUGAGGAAAGGGGCUCACAAUGUUUCUGCCCAGGUUCCCUCACUGAGGAGGGCAGGAUUCCAAUAAAAGAUUCUCUUCUCAUACAGGCUAUGUGUCUGAAAGAAGCCUCUAAGAAAAGAUUGCCAAAAGAUCCUGCCCAGUCUUCAAAGAUGCAAGAAGCUAAAGAAGAUGAUAUUAAUUUAGAGAAACUGAAGGGAAGACAGGGGAAACAGUCUAGACAAGUAACAAUCACUCCUAGAACAACUUUUAAUAAAUGGAAUGUGCCCACUCAGGGUUAUACAUUGGGAAGAAAUUUUAGUUCGGGAUCAGCCUUGGGUCUGUUGUGGAAGGGAGGUAUGGAGAAACGUCUCUAUAGAUAUAAGACACUUGGAAAGAACUUCAGGGGCUUUUCAUACCUGAAUGUGUGUAACAGAUCCUCCUUAGAGAAAAACUUGGGGAAAUGUGGCUUGUGCAGGAAGCCCUUCAGUUACCAUUCAGACUUAAUUAAAUUUCAUAAAAUUCAUACAAGAGAAAGGCUUCAUAAACACAGGGAAUGUGGAAAAGCCUUUGGCAAAAGACAAAAUGGCACUGGGCAUCAGAGAACUGAUACUGGAGAAAAACAUGAAUGUACUCAAUAUGAGAAAGUUUUUAGCCACAAGGAAAUCUUGACUAAACUUAAGAAAUUUCAUACUGGAGUGAAACUGUUUGAAUGUAAUGAAUGUCGGAAGUCGUUCAGGGAAAGUAAAGUACUCAAAAGCCAUCAGAGAAUUCAUACUGGAGAAAAACCUUUUGAAUGCAAUGAAUGUGGGAAAGGCUUUAGCCAGAGAGCCAACCUCGUUAGGCAUCAGAGAACUCAUACUGGUGUGAAACCUUUUGAAUGUAAUGAGUGUGGUAAAGCCUUCAGUCAGAGGGGACAGCUCAUUUAUCAUCAGAGAAUUCAUACCGGAGAAAAGCCCUUUGAAUGUAGUAAAUGUGGGAAAUGUUUCAGCCGGAGGGCAAUCCUUAUCACUCAUCAGAGAACUCAUACUGGAGAGAAACCCUUUGUAUGUAAUGAAUGUGGAAAAGCCUUCAGUGAGAAUAAAGUACUGAAAAGCCAUCAGAGAAUUCAUACUGGAGAAAAACCCUUUGAAUGUAAUGAAUGUGGUAAAACCUUCAGCCAGAGGAGGCUGCUCAUUUAUCACCAGAGAAUUCAUACUGGGGUGAAACCCUUUCAAUGUAAUGAAUGUGGAAAAGCCUUCAAUGAGAGUCGAGUAUUGAAAAGCCAUCAGCGAAUUCAUACUGGAGAGAAACCCUUUGAAUGCAAUGAAUGUGGUAAAGGCUUCACCCAGAGGGGCCAUCUUAUUAGACAUCAGAGAACACAUACUGGAGUGAAACCCUUUGAAUGUAAUGAAUGCCAGAAAGCUUUCAGUCAGAGAGGAAAUCUUAUUUGUCAUCAGCGAAUUCAUACUGGAGAAAAGCCUUUUGAGUGUAGUAAAUGUGGUAAAGGCUUUAGACAGAGGGCAGUCUUUAUCACCCAUCAGAGAACUCAUACAGGAGUGAAACCCUUUGAAUGUAAUGAAUGUGGGAAAGGCUUCAGCCAGAGAGGACACCUCAUUAGACAUCAGAGAACCCAUUCCGGAGCAAAACCUUUUAAAUGUAAUGAAUGUGGCAAAGGCUUCAACCAGAGUGGACACCUUAUUAAACAUCAGAGAACCCAUACUGGACCAAAACAUUUUGAAUAUAACAAAUUCCUUCCUCCUGAACAGGUCAUCCCAAAGUAGAUGUUCAUUGAUUGAGGAAUGGCUAAAUGUAUUGUGUUUCAUCAGUAAUGAAAUACUACUGUGCUAUAAGAAAGAGUGAAGAAUUUAAAGAAACAUGAGAAGGCAUGUGAACUGAUGCAGGGUGAAGAAAAGAGAACAAGGACUACAGUUUAUACAAUGAGUCAACACUAUGACAAGAAAGAAAAAAAUUAAAUGCAGUGUAAUUUUAAUCACUCAGCUUGACCCCUGGGAAAGGGAAAGGCACAUGCCUCUUUUUUAGAGAUGGGAAGGCUUGGAAUAUCAGAUAACCUUGUGUUUGCUGUCAGACUUCCUGGAUGUUUUGCUGAACUCCUCUACCCUUCCCAGCUUCAUUCUUGGUUAAAGAGAUGUCUUGGGUAGUAAGGGAUGGAGGUCACAUGAAAAUGUAUCAAAAUUAUUUUAAAAGAACAGGUUAUGUGAAACUGAGCUCAUGUCUUUUAUUGAUUACUAUAGUUACUAACCUAACAUAUAUGUUGUUUAUACAGAGUUGUUUGGAUGUUAUUUUCCUCAUUAGACUGAGCUCCUUGGGACUUUUUUUUUUAAGCUUAACACUGUGGCUGGCAUAUAGUAGGCACUUAAGAAAUGCUUAUUUAUUGACUGUGGCUA